GAUGUGACGUUCUGUGCUGGGUGUGUGAGCGCUCUGCGCAUGCGCGCUCAUCCUUCUUUCCCGGUUUCUGCUGCGCCGCUGCCGCUGAUCACCUUCUCCAGUGAAAGCUGCUCAAAAUCCUCCAUACAGAUCCAGGCACACACAUGAGGCAUGGCAGGUCUCUUCGGGAAGAUCCAGAUCGGCAUUUAUGUGGAGAUCAAGCGCAGUGAUGGAAGGAUCCACCAGGCCAUGGUGACGUCACUGAACGAAGACAAUGAGAGCGUGACGGUGGAGUGGAUUGAAAAUGGAGACACAAAAGGGAAAGAGAUCGAUCUGGAGAGCAUAUUUGCGCUAAAUCCAGACGUUGCACCUGAAGAGGAAAUCCCACGAAGUCCUGAGACCCCUCCGCCACCCGUGUCCAAUGCCAUCAAAACCAACAAGAUCCCUCAAAACAAGAAUCGUCGAACAGUAGCGCCACCGAAAAAUGAAAUGCCUGCAAGGGAUAAUCGAGUCACUGUAGGUACGACUCGAGCGCGGCCGAGCCAACAGACCGAACCGCCUCCAUCAGCACCCAUCCCGCCUCCACCCAUCCAACACCAGACCCUACAGCAGCAGCAGAACGCUCGCAGGAAGUCCAACUGCGUCAAGGAAGUGGAGAAACUUCAAGAGAAGCGGGAAAAGAGACGAUUACAGCAGCAGGAGCUGAGAGAGAAAAGAGCACAGGAGGUCGAUACCACAACCCCUAAUUAUGAAAUAAUGUGCAUGAUCCGAGACUUCAGAGCGAGUUUGGACUACAGACCGCUGACCACUGCAGAUCUGAUUGAGGACCACAGGAUAUGCGUGUGUGUUCGGACACGGCCACUGAACAAGAAAGAGCUGACCGUGAAGGAUCUGGACGUCAUCACCAUCCCCAGUAAAGACGCGGUCAUGGUCCACGAGCCCAAGCAGAAAGUGGAUUUAACCAGAUACCUGGAGAACCAGACGUUCCGCUUCGAUUACGCUUUCGACGACACCUCCACAAACGAAAUGGUGUACAGGUUCACCGCUCGGCCGCUGGUGGAGACAAUAUUUGAGAGGGGAAUGGCCACUUGUUUUGCUUAUGGUCAGACGGGCAGCGGGAAGACUCAUACCAUGGGAGGAGAUUUUUCGGGGAAGAACCAGGAUUGCUCUAAAGGGAUCUACGCUCUCGCUGCACGGGAUGUUUUUCUCAUGUUAAAAAAACCAAACUACAAGAAGCUGGAUCUUCAGGUGUACGCAACGUUCUUUGAAAUCUACAGCGGGAAGGUGUUUGACCUUCUGAACAGGAAGGCGAAGCUGCGUGUGCUUGAAGACGGGAAGCAGCAGGUUCAGGUGGUCGGGCUGCAGGAGCGAGAGGUCAAAUGCACCGAGGAUGUGCUCAAACUCAUCCAUAUAACAAACAACUGCAGGACAUCUGGACAGACCUCUGCUAACGCUCACUCGUCCCGCAGUCACGCCGUGUUUCAGAUUAUUGUUCGCAGGAGGGGCAAAAUGCACGGUAAAUUCUCUCUCAUCGACCUGGCAGGAAACGAGCGAGGGGCGGACACGUCCAGCGCUGACCGACAGACGCGUCUCGAGGGCGCCGAGAUCAACAAAAGUCUGCUGGCGCUGAAGGAGUGCAUCAGGGCUUUGGGUCGAAACAAACCACAUACUCCGUUUCGAGCCAGUAAACUCACGCAGGUCUUAAGAGAUUCCUUCAUCGGAGAAAACUCUAGAACAUGUAUGAUCGCUACAAUCUCUCCUGGAAUGGCAUCAUGUGAAAACACAUUAAACACUCUGAGAUACGCCAACAGAGUGAAGGAGUUUGGGAUCAGUCCCUCCGACAUUCCCUUCUCUCAGGGGGGCGGCGGGCGCUCCGAACUCUCUCCUACCUAUGAGUACGAUGACUUUGCUACCUCACCCAGCAGGGUGAAGGAGCUGAGCAUCGACCCCAGUGCGGUGAUGGAGGGACGCUCCGCCGGACACUCGCUCAGUCAGCUGGACGUGCUGGAGGCACAGUGGGGAGUGGGCAGCUCUCCUCAGAGAGAUGAUCUCAAGCUGCUCUGUGAACAAAACGAAGAGGAAGUGUCCCCGCAGCUCUUUACCUUCCAUGAGGUGGUGUCUCAGCUGGUGGAGAUGGAGGAGCAGGUUCUGGAGGACCACCGUGCCGUGUUUCAGGAGUCCAUACGCUGGCUGGAGGAUGAGAAGGUUCUUCUGGAGAUGACGGAGGAAGUUGAUUAUGAUGUGGAAUGUUUUGCCACUCAGCUUGAGCAAAUCCUGGAUCAGAAGAUUGAUGUGUUAACAGAGCUUAGAGAUAAAGUGAAGUCUUUCCGCUCGGCUCUUCAGGAAGAGGAACAGGCCAGUAAGCAGAUCAACCCUAAACGCCCACGAGCCCUGUAGCCACACAGCACCAGCAGAACAAUCCCAUCAGUGUAUCUACAUGUGUAACCUGUACGUGAUGUGACUCUUUCUUUCAUCCGACAAAAGCACAUUUUAACUGUAUAGAUGAUUUGAGUUCUUACUAAACUGAAUGAUGAUAGAGUUUAAGGCCAUGAGAGGGCACACGGUGAGCUAAUGCAUGAACAAACCAGCUCUGCAUCGUCUGACUGAAUCCUGUAAAUAUGUCAUUGACUCAUUCAUGCUUUUCAGAUGUAUAUACACUGCUCAUCUACUUGCAUAAGUUUGACAGGUAAUGAAAUGUGAUUUAUACCGUCCCAAUGGAAAAGAGCAGAUACAGUCUAGAAAUAGUCACAAUUAGGGAUGCACUGAUAUAGACAUUUCAUCCACUUAUUUUUAUGACUACUAAUUAAGGAAACUUGUUUCCAACACAGGAUGACAAAAUAAAGGUACUUAAUUGUUUUUGGGAUGAAAAAAAUAAUUUCACAAUUGUGCUAUAUAUAAUAUAGUUUGGAUCUCAAAAUCCAGUAUUUUGUCUUUCUCAGAAUCAUGAGACAAACUCAGAAUUCUGAUGUUCUCACAAUUCUGAGAUUUAUAUCUCGCAAUUCUUUACUUUUUAAUUCAGCAAAAUAAAAAAAUUUAAAAGGUUAUUGCAGCUUCUUAUCUCACAGUUCUGAUUUUUUUCCCCACUGUCUCACAAUCAGGACUUUUCUUUGCUGAAUUGUUCUGAACUGAGUAUAUAGCGCAAAAUUGUUUAUAUCUCACAAUUCUGAGUUGAAACUUGCAAAUCUGACUUCUCAGAAUUGGUAAAAAAAAAAAAAAAAACUGUGGGAUAAAAAGUCACAAUUACCAUUUUUAUUUUUUAAUCCUGUGAUGGAAACAAAGUUCUUUAGCUAACCAGUAUGUAAUGUUUUUUUACUCUCUGGUGCUCUGGUAAUUUUUCACAGAAAAAUUUAUUUAUUUUUUAACCAAAAUCUGGAUGCUACAAAACUUGAAGGUUUUGCUACGUGAACACAGGAAAAAAAUGACUAAAAAACUGACCGGUUGAAUGGUCCUAAAUAAAAUAGUCACACUUGCACUGUUUGUGAACUAAUGGGAAAUAAAUUUCAUCUACUGUAAAA
Messenger RNA from Cyprinus carpio (common carp), 3494 nucleotides. Its product is annotated as kinesin-like protein KIF2A. Bases 151 to 2376 code for a protein of 741 amino acids. Gene Ontology annotation, molecular function: microtubule motor activity; ATP binding; microtubule binding. Lineage: Eukaryota; Metazoa; Chordata; Actinopteri; Cypriniformes; Cyprinidae. The record is from RefSeq and is a predicted model, not a curated record. The transcript has 21 exons. Gene Ontology annotation, biological process: microtubule-based movement.